UACUAAAAGCUGACAGGAAGUAACCAAACCGGAAACGCUCCGUGUGAUAGAUUUGCACACAUGUCCGCAGUGGCUCUUCUGUCCGCCUUCAGACAGCCGUUGGUCGCCGGUCGCCAUGUGACCCCCGGGGCCGAACCUCCGCCAGGACCACCGCCGUCAUACGCAGCCCUCCGACCGGUAAACGACACCUCCCGUCCCCGGUGUCGUCCAACUGAACAGCAACACGUCGCCUUAACUCCAGCGGCGGCCUCUUCCGUUUCUUAAAUCCACUUACCGGGGCUGCUCAGCUGUCUACCGGACCUCCAGUGCCUCUAACCCGGGGAACCAUGCGCUCCUUAGCCGGACUGGCUGCCAUUGUGGCGGCGGCCACCGUCUACCUCUACCUGCUGUCCAGUCAUCUGCCCACGGGACACAAGCACCUCCAGGCGGACACCGAGGAGGCGGAGGAGCCGGUGGAGCAGGAGUACAGACUGAAGUUCCCAUCAGACCUCGAUGAGCUGCGGGAUCUCGCAGAGAUGCUCAAGUUCUAUAAACAAGAACAUUACGGCUACGUCCUGCUGCUGUUCUGCAGCGCCUACCUGUACAAGCAGUCCUUCGCCAUACCAGGCUCCUCCUUUCUGAACAUGUUGGCCGGUGCGAUCUUCGGGCCCUGGGAGGGUCUCCUGUUGGCCUGUAUGUUGACCACGUCAGGCUCCACCUUCUGCUACCUGCUCUCAUCAACUUUCGGAAAGCAGUAUGUGGUUCAGCUGUUUCCUGAGAAGGUGGCGCUGCUGCAGAGGAAGGUUGAGGAGAAUCGUAGCAGUCUGUUCUUCUUCCUCCUUUUCCUUCGUUUCUUCCCUAUGACUCCUAACUGGUUCCUUAACAUCACCUGUCCCGUCCUCAACAUCCCUAUGCCCAUUUUCUUCUUCUCUGUGUUCAUAGGGCUGAUCCCAUAUAACUUCAUCUGCGUCCGAACGGGCUCCAUCCUGUCGGAGAUCUCCUCCAUGGAUGACAUCUUCUCCUGGGGGACGCUGGCCCAGCUCCUGGCCAUCGCCGUCAUGGCCCUGGUCCCCGGAGCGCUCAUCAAACGUUACAGCAAAGGACACCUGAAGGUGGACGACAUGGACUGCAACGGGCCCAGCCAGGCCGACGUGAAGCAGGACCGAAAGAGGCGGUGAUUUCAGGGACCUAGAGACCCUAACGGAACCUCCUGUGACUGGAGAUGAAAAACUCUCAAGUGGUGGGCAUGUGACCUUUAUCCACUCCAGUCUUGUGAUUUCUUUCAGGUCACAUCACAGGCUUGUCAUACCUUCACCAUAAUCUGUCUGAAAUUUUAGAAAUGUCUUGAGGUCAUGUUGCUCCCUGUGUGAGACCUUCGUUUCCCUCUGUGACGACUGCAACCACUAACUAUACCUUUACACAAAGUAUGUAAACACUUUUAUUUUAUUUUAUUUUAUUUGCACAUCAUAAAACAGCAAGAGAAAAAUUAAAAGACAACAACAUUCAAACAACUAACAUCAUCGUGCAAGAGAGGAUAGAAGUAAAAAAAAAAAAGGCUUAUGUGAAUACCUCCACGGAAACUUUAUGAAGGCAGAUACAGUAUUUAAGGCUUCUUGUCCAUAAUAAGAAAUAAGAGAAAUAAGACUGUAAAUGAGGUGAACAGUUCACUUUCUGAGAAAAAUCUGUGAUGCAGAUUAAGAUUAGAUUAGAUUACAUUACAUUAGAUUACAUUAGAUUAUAUUGAACUGUAUUGAUCCUUUGGGCAGAGCCCUGAGGAAACUGAGGUUCCAAUAGCACCACAACACCGAAUGCACACACACAAGAGAUACCACAAGAAAAUAGCAAAACAAUAAUUAUAAAAAACAGAAGUGAAAAAAAACAGACAACUGCACAUUAGGAAGUACUAGUAGAAAGUAGCAAAGUAGUAAUAAUAAAUCAUAAUAAUCAUAAAUCACGUCAUAAUAAAGCGAUAAGAGUAGUAGUAGUCAUAACAGCGUAAGAUAACAUAAGUAAGAUUUGCCUAAAUUGUUCAUAGUACUCUGAUUUCCUGACAUAAUGAGAAAGUCAUUGAACACUUCAUUUACAAGCACAAAAUACUCUGUUUUCUUUUCCUCAUUGUGAAAAAGACCUUAUCCCCCCUAAGCUCUUUACAUGGUUCUGACAUGCAAUAUGGAGGAUAUUGUUGGCAUCACAAUAGGACUUUUUUUUUUUUUACAUGUUUGAGCGUCCCUUCACCACCCUCUAGAAAAGAUCAACGUUGUAAUAUUUGGUCUAAGUCUUUUUAGUGUUGAAGUAGGAGGUUUUCUUCCCUUGGAUCAGAAGUAUGGGCUUUUCUUUCAGUUGUACAUCUUUACAUUGUUCAGAACUGACUGUAAACAGGCACAAACUGAGGUAAAAACACCAGUGGAGAUUUAUAUCCUGAAAGAGUAAGAAUACUCUUAAAACCCAAAUAAUACCCACAUACCCUCAAUAUCUAUAUUGGAAAAACCUUCAUUCAGAAAAACACCUGAUACGAGUAUGUCAACACUGUGUCCAUGAUCUGUAUUCAGUAGUUCAAUUAUUAUGCAGCAUGUAAAUGUCCUGACUGAGAAAGGAGUGAACACAUUUUUCUAUUCUUGCCAUAAUACCCUCAAUUUAUAGUGUUUUUGAAAUUAUGAGAUGACAUUGAAACAUUAAGUGGCUUUAUAUUCUAAAUUAUGAAAAUUCUAUGCUUUAUACAUUUUAUAAAAGAUUUUUUAUGAUCUGAAUUUAUAUAAUUGAAUCAUACAUUUUUUCUUAAAUUUACUUGUUAAAAAACAAAAACAAACAUAUUUUACAAUUGAUAUUUUCCAAAUGAUUUUCUAAUGCUGCAUCUGUUCCAAAUUAUCCACUAGGGAAAAUUUGCCUUAUUUUGUUUUUUCUGUCCUCCAACAUUUCUACGCAGCAACUCAAGAUUUUAUAGACUCAGUGUCACUGAAUGGAGCACUGUUUUGCAGAUGUUCAGAAGAGGAAACACUCAGCAGGACAGUCUGUUCGACCUCUCACAUGUUGAUUCGGUUUGCAGUCAUCCCAGUUCGUUAACAUCAGAAAUAUGUUGUAGCUUCAGAUGUCUGUCUGUCUUUUCCUACAUGUUUUAAACCUUUUACACGUGUGUCUUAAUGAGUUUGUGGCUGCGUUUACAGACAGGAUGUGAUCCUCUCAUGAUGGUUAAAUGAAGAAAAGACUGAAAAAUACUCAUGUGAACAUGCUUCUCCAGUGCGACGUGGUGCUGUAGGACUGUUGUCAUUAGUGUUACUGAAUUACUGUUCAGGGUUGAACUUGCACUAUUUAUUUUUUCAAGACAGUAUUUUACAAAUAAGAGAAUAUUUUUAGAGAAUAGUCUUAAAAUGCAGAUGUUUUCAAGAAAUCUAACCAGCAUUAUUGACGCCUAGUGCCUUUGAAUGUGUUUGGAACACAUUUUUCAGAUUGAGGUGUUUAAUGCCUGAUAAUGAGAUGGUUUUUUUUGUGAAAUAGAAGUAGUGUCUUGGAUACUAAAUGUUGUUUCCUGUUUGACAGUGUUUGGUUAAAGUUCAGGGGUUUUACAGUCAUAGUUUAAUAUCUGCUUCUUACUUUUUCUGUAAAACAUAAGCAGUACAAUCUCAUUUUAAUAAUGAUAAUUUCAUAAUCAAUGUUUACUUUCUGCUAUGUAACAGAGGUUUUUGUGUCCUGAUAAAUGUAAAAUAUGUUUUUUUUUUUGCUGCUGACAAUGUGUGG
Sphaeramia orbicularis (orbiculate cardinalfish) is the source of this 3711-nucleotide messenger RNA. RefSeq names its product transmembrane protein 41A-B-like. The record is from RefSeq and is a predicted model, not a curated record. The transcript is spliced from 5 exons. Bases 327 to 1157 code for a protein of 276 amino acids. NCBI's taxonomy places the organism in Eukaryota, Metazoa, Chordata, Actinopteri, Kurtiformes, Apogonidae.